Paraglomus occultum is the source of this 1890-nucleotide messenger RNA. The record is from the annotation of a GenBank genome assembly. NCBI's taxonomy places the organism in Eukaryota, Fungi, Glomeromycota, Glomeromycetes, Paraglomerales, Paraglomeraceae.
AUGGUCAGUCCAACAACUUCACAACCCGAGUCUCAUGUCGCCCUCGCUCCAGUCGCCAACGUCGAUCUGCCUAAACCCCCCGCGAAAACUACUACUCCGGAUCACCCGUCUUGCUCCUCUUCCUCUUCCUCUUCUUCCUCGACUACCGCAGAAAUUAAUGGUCAUGUCUCUGAGAAUAAAGAUGCUGGCGAAAUAAACAAAAAAGAACCCGAACCAGAAAACCUUACUAAUGAGAUCAUGGACAAAGAGAACGACAGCGACAAAAAGGAUGAUAAUAGAAAAACUAGUGAGAAUUAUAGAAAUGAAAACGAUACGAAAGAAGAUACCGGUACUAAGAGUGAGAUUUCUCAUAAUAACAUUCUUACCGAUAGUAAUACUUCUCAAAAAGAUAACAUUCCUUCUACAACCUCAAAGUCUGAUUCAAAACUUUCAUCACCCCCUUCUCCCAUUCCCUCCCCUACAUUCUCCACCACCUCUUCUUUUAAUUCCGCAUCCGAUCAAUCAUCAACGACCCCUAACCCUACGUCGCCAAAAAACUUCACCUCAGCCCCUAUUCCCACCGUUAAUGUUGAAGUUGGGUUGCAUGAUGAUUAUGGAUGUGGAUUAUUUGGUCAAACAAAACGAUUUACGAAGAAAAAUUCUAAAAAAUCAAAACCUGCUCCAAUACUACCACCGUUAGAGGAUCAAAGUAGUUGGCCUGCUCCGGCCGAGGUAUUGAUUAAAGAUAAAGCAAAAGAAGCAAGUGAGCUAGCGGAGAAAAAGAAUGAUACCGGGAAGAAAGAGGAAGGGAGCAGUCCGAAAAGAGGUCAUAUAACGAAAUUGGGCAGGAUUGGAGAUAUAUUGGGUCAUGGGAAAAGUGUCAAGAAAGAACUAAUAGAUGGAAGCAGAAGUUUAGGAAAUAAAGAGGUGAAGGCAAGGGCAAAUGGAUUCCAAUUCCAGCAACGAUUACUCAUACAACUCCGCUUCCGACUCACCAUCACGGAUACAAGCAUCGACGCCGUAGCGAAGAUACAAUCACACUUUCGCACAAUAGACGUGAUAGAUAUUCACAAUAUGACGAUGUUAAUGGCCGAGAUGGUCGAGAGGGUAGAUGGGACAAAGAGGGAAAGGAAGGCCGAGGCUGGGAUAGAGAGGGACGAAGAGGAAGAGGAGGAGAAGGAGGAGAAAGCAGUGGACGAGAGAAUGGAAGAGAAAAUGGAAGAGAAGGGAAUAAUGGAGAAGGGAACGGGAACGGCCAUGGACAUGGUACAACGACAGGUCAUAGAAGAAGAGCCUCAGUACCACCAUCCGCGAGCGGACAGUAUGCCAGGAGAUAUUUGCAUAAUUCGGACGGAAAUGGGCAAGUUUCCGGCCAUGCCAAUAGUAAUAUGUAUCGUGGUCGGAGAACUGGUCGAGGUUUGUUUCUUCUUUCUUGACUACACAGUUACGAGUCGUUCAUACGGAUCCCGUGGCCCACCGCGCUCCGCUAGCGCUCUCUAUUCUCCUGGAUAUCCUCAGACAUAUAAUGUCUUUCCCAGCGCCAAAAUGCCUGUCGUGAUUGAUGUUGAUUUAUUGAAAUACUACAUUCUCCAACAAGUGGAAUAUUAUUUCAGCGUAGAAAACCUUUGUAAAGAUAUAUUCUUACGGACUAAUAUGGACUUAGAAGGAUACGUCGAUGUAUCGUUAUUAGCAGGAUUCAAUAGAGUAAAGAAUCUGACGACAGAUGAGGCUCUCGUUCGUGAGGCUUUGCUUUAUAGUCAUAUAUUGGAAGUCAAUGGGGAUAAAGUCAGAAAGAGAGAGGGCUGGGACUUUUGGUUGUUAUCGAAGCAGGUAAAUGGGCGUCAAACUACUGAUAUUAAUAUUGAUAUUGAUCAUCAAAAUUGUGCAACAUUGCUUAAUGAGAUUAAAUGA